Hydatigera taeniaeformis is the source of this 714-nucleotide messenger RNA. Lineage: Eukaryota; Metazoa; Platyhelminthes; Cestoda; Cyclophyllidea; Taeniidae. The record is from the annotation of a GenBank genome assembly.
AACACCUCCAGUAGCAAUUUGCGAUUGUUUCAUGUCCUCCUGGAUUAUGGGAUGCGAUUGCUGCACGCUGGCAAAGACUUCUUCGAAGUCAAAGACCUUAUUCGAGUGUCCAGAGUGGAACUGCAGAACAUUCGCAUUCACAAUCUCAAGUCCAUCUACGAGGCCAGCGUACCGGAGUUGAGAGCACUUCCAGUGGACGAGAGCAUGAAGGAAGGAUGGAAGGUGACUACGCGUUGCUUCAGCAUUGACUUGAACAUUGGCCUCCGAGAGCUGACAGUGAGCGCGGAGUCGAAGCUGAAGGUGUUCUUCAAGACCAAGUUUCACCCCUUCGAAAUGAUAAUUAAACCCCUCGUUCUUCAUGUAAGGCUCCGUGUCUGCUUUCCAUUUCUGAGCGUCUCACAGUCCUUGGCGUUGGACAAAGGGUCUGCAUCGAACUUGCCCCACUUCGCCACCUUCUCCAUAGAUCUGGAAGACGUCGAAAUCAAGCACUGGAAAGGUGUUCGAAUAAAGGGCAAAGGCACCUUCAACAAGGUGGCCGGCUUUCUAGUCAACAGUGGAGUCUUUACUGAUUUUAUUCGAGGAGAAAUUGGAAGGAAGGUGAGGAAAUACAUGCCCUUAAAAUUUGCCGAACUUAAGGACAAAAUCCACUGCAAACUGAAAAAAAUGGCGGAUAAAACUAUCGAUCUUUAUGCUGUUAAAAUUUUUCCCAAAUGA